ACAAAGCGCUAAUUGUAUAUAUAAUUCAUAUCCGACCAACUUUUGUGAUGUUGCGCGUAGACUUCAGCGUAUCAUGUAGCAUAGCCAAUUCAUUUUCAGUAAGCAAUUAACCGCUAACCGAUAUUACUCAGCAACAUAAAUGCUGGUACAUUCUCAUUAUAAAAGCCAUUCCAUUUGUAGUCUUUGUGUCAGAAGGUCAACAGGCAGCCAAAAGAUGUUCCACUCGGACUUAGUUAUUAAUGGAUAUUUUCAAUUACAAAAACACACUUUUCAACGACUCGGAAUAGAUAUGACGACGAGAAAUGCAUCCAUAACGCAUAUAUAUUUUUUAGCACUACAAAUUGUUGCUUUGGUCACUAUCACUAUGCCAAUGGUCAUUUAUAGUUGUCAACAUUUGCAAGAGAUUGCCGAAGUGACCAAUGCAAUGGCGCCCUUUAUGCAAGCGACUAUAACGCUUUGGAAGAUCUGGCGUGUUAUUUACCGGCGUAAGAUGAUGGCGGAGUUAGUGGAAGAUAUUUACUCGGUGUCUACAAAAGCUACAAAGCAGGAGUUGACUCAUCUAAGACGAGAGAAUAAUCGUGAGCGUAUUAUGAAUACCUUUUAUUAUUAUUCGGUGUUCAACACUGGCGUGUUGGCGCUCAUAGCACCGGUGUUGGUUAGCUUCAUACAAUACCUGCGUCUCGGUGAAUUUAGCUAUAUUGUGGUGCUGAAAGCGACUUAUCCUAUAGAAUUAGCGCGCCCGCUAAAUUACGUCCUCAUCUGGCUUUGGUCUGCUAUAGCGAUUUAUGGCGUUAUUUAUGGUUCGGUCUCUGUAGAUAGUCUCUACUCCUGGUAUAUACAUAAUUUGGUGGGCAAUUUUAAAAUACUGCAGACGAAGUUUGUCACAGCUGAGCUAAUUGCAGAAGUGAGUGAACGACGUGCCUCGAUUUACUAUUGCCUCGGCUAUCAUCAGCGUCUCAUAACCAUGUCCGAACAGCUGAAUAUUAUUUAUCAACCAAUAGUUUUGGUGCAAUUUUCAUUAAAUGCUUUACAAAUAUGUUUUCUGGCUUAUCAAAUUGGUAGCGGCGAUGUGGCAGUGGUCGAUUUACCAUUUUUGUUCCUAUUCAUGACGUCGGUUGGCAUCCAAUUGAUGAUCUAUUGUUAUGGUGGACAGUAUUUGCAGAAUGAGAGUGAAAACGUUGCAAAGUUUAUUUCUCAAACAAUCAAUUCAACAAUUUGGCCAAUUGACUUGCGCAAAGUACUGUUAUUCUCAAUGGCGCGCGCUCAACGACCUUGUAAAUUGACUGGAAUAUUUUUCGAUGUAGACUUGCGCCUAUUUUUAUGGGUUUGGCGCACUGCAGGUUCGUAUGUGACGCUCUUACGCAGCGUAGAUCAGCAAUCUUCGUAG
Molecule: messenger RNA, 1387 nt
Organism: Ceratitis capitata (Mediterranean fruit fly)
Lineage: Eukaryota; Metazoa; Arthropoda; Insecta; Diptera; Tephritidae
Product: odorant receptor 45a-like
Exons: 5
Coding region: 140-1387 (415 amino acids)
Biological process (GO): sensory perception of smell; detection of chemical stimulus involved in sensory perception of smell
Cellular component (GO): plasma membrane
Molecular function (GO): olfactory receptor activity; odorant binding
Source: RefSeq, a predicted model, not a curated record